Sclerotinia sclerotiorum 1980 UF-70 is the source of this 396-nucleotide messenger RNA. RefSeq lists its product with no specific name. The transcript has 4 exons. Lineage: Eukaryota; Fungi; Ascomycota; Leotiomycetes; Helotiales; Sclerotiniaceae. Bases 1 to 396 code for a protein of 131 amino acids. The record is from RefSeq and is a predicted model, not a curated record.
AUGGCGAAUGCAACCAGAUUCCAAUUGAGCCGAAAAGUCCCGGAGCAUUGCAUAGGGGCAAAUUCAUAUACCAAGAAAUAUAUACAACUUUUCGGCGCUAUCGAGGAGACUUGUGCAACGGUUGAAGCUCUUCUGACUGGCCGGAUAAGUGUCUCUUUGGGUGACAUUACUGCUAGACGAAUUGUAUCGGGCUGUCAAAUGAUUAAAUACUGGCAACGACAUACGCUGUAUUACCGGCACGAGGCGAACCUGUCAACUUACACGGUAUUUGCGGUAACAACUAACAACAAGGAACAAGGAAACCCCGCAACCGUUCUGGGGCCAGCUCCCGUAACUCAUACUUUUUGCGAUGCUAUGGGGGGCCCCAAAUCUGCGGCAGAUCUAUGCCAAUCUUAG